UACUCUUUCUUUUUAUUUGGUCCUCUGUAGACACAGCUUUUAAAACACUCAUCUUUAUAAACUGCCCUUGUUUCUAUUCCAGCCCUGUUGGAAGCUGUUCUUCAUAUGAAGACAAAACCAUCCCUAUUGAUCUGACUUUCAAUGCUUUCUUUACGUUCUAUUUUGGGUUGAGAUUUUUGGCAGCUGAUGACAAGAUCAGGUUCUGGUUGGAGAUGAAUUCAAUUGUAGACAUAUUUACCAUUCCACCAACCUUUAUUUCAUAUUAUUUGAAGAGUAAUUGGCUAGGUUUAAGGUUCUUAAGAGCAUUGCGGCUGCUAGAGCUCCCUCAAAUCUUGCAAAUUCUGAGAGCCAUCAGGACCAGCAAUUCAGUGAAGUUUUCCAAAUUGUUAUCAAUAGUUCUCAGCACCUGGUUCACGGCUGCUGGGUUCAUUCACCUGGUGGAGAAUUCUGGUGAUCCCUGGCUCAAGGGUAAAAAUUCACAGAAUUUAUCAUAUUUUGAGUCCAUUUACCUGGUCAUGGCAACAACGUCAACUGUUGGCUUCGGAGAUGUGGUAGCCAAGACAUCCCUAGGACGGACCUUCAUUAUGUUCUUCACUCUGGGGAGUUUGAUACUAUUUGCAAAUUAUAUCCCCGAGAUAGUGGAACUCUUUGUUCACCAGAGGAGAUACACCAGUUCUUACGAAGUGCUCAAAGGAAAGAAGUUCAUUGUGGUCUGUGGAAACAUCACUGUGGACAGUGUAACUGCUUUCCUGAGGAAUUUUCUCCGUCAUAAAUCAGGGCAGAUCAACACCGAGAUUGUUUUUCUGGGAGAGGUUCCUCCUUCUUUGGAACUAGAAACCAUAUUUAAAUGCUACAUGGCCUACACAACUUUUGUUUCUGGAUCUGCAUUAAAGUGGGAAGAUCUGAGGCGAGUUGCGGUGGAAUCCGCGGAAGCAUGCCUGAUUAUAGCCAACCCCUUGUGCAGUGAUUCAAAUGCUGAAGACACUUCAAACAUUAUGAGGGUACUCUCUAUCAAGAACUAUUACCCUAAAACUAGAGUCAUCAUACAGAUACUUCAAUCCCAUAACAAGGAUUUUCUGCCAAAGAUUCCCAGCUGGAACUGGUCUACUGGAGACAACAUCAUCUGCUUUGCUGAAUUAAAGCUUGGACUUAUCGCCCAAGGCUGUUUGGUGCCAGGCUUAUGCACCUUUCUAACAUCUCUAUUUGUUGAACAAAACCAUAAGGUUUGUCCUAAACAGCCCUGGCAAAAAAUCUUUUUAAGUAGCCUGAAGAACAAAAUCCUGACUCAGCGUCUCUCUGAUGACUUCUCUGGAAUGACUUUUCCUGAAGUUUCCCGUGGCCUGAUGCUAAAUCCAUCUGAGGAGGUCAAGCUGCAUAAGAACACAUUAGGGUUCUUUAUUGCUGAUUCUGCAAAGAACGUCAAAAGGUAAUUUUAUUUUAUUGCUUCAAGGGGAGAAAGUCCUAACGCACACACAACCUAAUGGCAGGCAG
This is a messenger RNA of Miniopterus natalensis, 1491 nucleotides long. It is a transcript of the gene KCNU1, whose product is annotated as potassium calcium-activated channel subfamily U member 1. The record is from RefSeq and is a predicted model, not a curated record. Lineage: Eukaryota; Metazoa; Chordata; Mammalia; Chiroptera; Miniopteridae. Gene Ontology annotation, biological process: potassium ion transmembrane transport. Gene Ontology annotation, molecular function: potassium channel activity. Gene Ontology annotation, cellular component: membrane.